Messenger RNA from Olea europaea var. sylvestris, 1189 nucleotides. RefSeq names its product transcription factor bHLH154-like. The record is from RefSeq and is a predicted model, not a curated record. Gene Ontology annotation, cellular component: nucleus. Bases 272 to 976 code for a protein of 234 amino acids. Gene Ontology annotation, biological process: regulation of transcription by RNA polymerase II. The transcript has 5 exons. Gene Ontology annotation, molecular function: RNA polymerase II cis-regulatory region sequence-specific DNA binding; DNA-binding transcription factor activity, RNA polymerase II-specific; protein dimerization activity. NCBI's taxonomy places the organism in Eukaryota, Viridiplantae, Streptophyta, Magnoliopsida, Lamiales, Oleaceae.
CGGAUUUCGGGUCCGGAACCGGAGGGUCAUUUGCUUUGGAUGGAUAAAUCACUGUUUUCUUGGGUAACGUUAGGAUGGUUUUGAAGUUUGACUAUGACGACAAAACCAAAGUCCCUAUCUAUCUAACGUUCGCUCUCCGUUACUCCGUCCCAAGAUUUGCAUACGAAAGACGAAAAGAUACAUAUAUACAUAGAUACAAAGUCGUUCAAUAGCUAACUCGAAGAGAAGAAGCUUCCGUUGUACAAGAAGAAAACUCUCUUUUGGCCUAUUAAUGGCGAGCAAUGGGGCGUUUGAGGAUGAACCAGUAGCCGAAGGGAGGUACUCCCAACUUCUGUUAGGGGAUGAUGAAAUUAUGAAUCUUGAGGCAAAUGAGUGUUUCAAUUUUUCACCAUUUUUCUCAUCUGGUUACUCUCCGAAGUUACUGCGAUUUGCUGAUUAUCAAAAGGAAUGUAAAACUGGAGUGGCAUGCAGCGAUUCAUCCUCGGCUUCUUCGACAAAAGCAAGCGACAUUAUCACAUUGCCCAAGUCCAAUAAAAAGAGAAAUGUUUCAAGGAAUCCUGAGGCGAAUGCUCGGGCACCUGUCGGAAGCUGUAAGAAGACGAAAUCAGAAAAUUCUAUUAUCACCCGCUCUGCAAAGGGAAAGAAGAAAGAAAAACUCGGAGAAAGAAUUACAGCAUUGCAACAACUUGUGUCACCCUUUGGCAAGACUGACACGGCAUCAGUACUUCAUGAAGCUUUGGGAUACAUAAGAUUUCUGCAGGAUCAGGUCCAGGUUCUCUAUUCUCCAUAUUUGCAGCCUUCAUCCUCCCUCACUGAGAAUGGAGAAAUCCGGGGAAGUAGUGAAAAACUAACGGAUGAUCUGAGAAGCAGAGGUUUGUGUCUGGUGCCAUUGAAACUCACUGUACAUGUAGCAGAUUCGAAUGGGGCUGAUUUGUGGUCAUCUGCUGCCGUUCUCAACAAUUUUUCCUCACACUGAUGAAUUUUGGGUUGCCUUAGGCAAAUUUUACACUUCGAAUGUCGAGUUCUCUCUGAAAUGGAAGCACUUGUAAGUGGUAAAUAUGUAAGAUCGAGAAGAUAUUAAUGUAAGUUUAUUUUGUUUGGAUUUUGUGGGCAGAAAGUUAGAAAUCGAAGACGUGGUGGGAGUGUAACAAGCGAAGGAAAUUGCGAAGGAAAUUUUGUUAUGUUUGGA